AAACAACGUAGUGUAGUUCCGAAAAUCAUUUGAGUGCCUUCCCGGUUGAAUUUUUAGCUUAAAUUUGGUAUGACGAAACUAGACUUAAUGAAGAAGAUGCUCAAAAAAAUUCAUCAAAAAAUUCCACCGAGAACCUCCCCAAAUGACGAUGAUCGGACAGAACCUUCUACAAAAGGGCUUAUAUGCACUUUUUUUAUUAGUUCGAGGGCUUAUUUGCCCCUUCUCCCUUUAUAUUAUUAUACGAAGCAUGUGAUAUCAUCUUUUUCAAUUUGUCCUUGAGCGAGAAUAUUUUUUAAUAUCACUCUUCUAGACUUGGAUUCGAAUCUCAUCAUAAAUAAUUUUUAACUAUACUUUUAUUUUUUCGUUGCCCUUUAUGUGGUACCUACUCCAGAAAUAUUUUCCCAUUGGAUAUGGCCAAAUUUUUCUUCUUCGUUAUCCCAAAAAUCUUUGUCACUUUCUUAUUAAAAUAACUAAUUCUUCUCAUUUCUCUCCUCUUUACAAACUUCAACCACAUGACUUUCACUUUUUCAUUUUUCACCUAAUUCUAACUUAGCAAAGUUCACCGGGGCGGACAUUAAAUCCUUUCCGUCUAUAUUUUAUAUUUAUAUUCAGCGUAUUCAAUUUAAUAAAAAUUGUGGAGAUUGGGCAGAAGACAUGGGCGUACACCGAGCCUGACUCAGGAAUUUGGAAAUGAACUGUUUUUGGCUAAAAUCUAAAAGGGCAGGUGAAUGAUAGCACUUUAGAUUUCCACAACUCCACAAGACGGCAACGGUUGUAAAUGCUCUAGUUGCCAAUCUUGUCCGCAAUGCAGGAGGAAUUUUUCCUACUGAAACAAAUCUUUUCCGCAAAAAUUAUUGAACAUCAAAGAACCAUUAAGAGACAAGGGCUUGAUUUUGUUGACUUAAGGAAAGAGAUGUUACAGAGCUAAAAACUCCAUUGUUCCAACUUCCAAGUAAGGCUAGUGGACACAGACUGGUCAAGGUCCCAGUGUUGUGUAUCCGGGAACCGUACAACCGGUUCCAACCAGUUCAUCGGGCAUUUUAGCACCAUGCAGCUAUAUCAUCAGUGGAGGCCUAUCAUAUACUAUGCAUGAUCAGUCUGUAAUACAGAAACUUCAAAUGAAGAUGGAGCACACCUAGCAUUUGUCAAAAAGCGUCACCAAAUCAAAAGCUAUAUUGUUGUUUCCAGGCUAAAAAAGAUCUCGAAGCUCUUGCCAUGGCCCGUCAUAACGUUGAUUUCUUGCAAACAAAGCAACUAUUGGCCAUUGAGGAAACUACCAAACUGGAUGCUACCAACCUGGAUGCUGUCAGCUCGCUGCCUAACACUGCCUUUGAGGAAACCCGAGGGGACUUAGCCUUUAAUGGUGGCAAAGGUUACCUUGUUACGAAUAUGUAUGAGAUGGGUAUUGACGAUGUUGUCACCAUGGUCCUCUUGGACGAGAAGAACCGGACAAUUGUGUACGCUUGGGCACCGGAUGAGGUUCCUAAGGGGGUGGACACGGUUAAAUUGGGGUCAAAGAUGGAAUCAGUCUCCUUUGAUGAAACCGGAGUCACUUUUACUGAGGAUUUUCUCCUCAGUUUCAUGGAGGUUAAAAAGAAUGGUGAAUGGUAUGAUUUUGAUAAACCUACUUUUGUUAAACGUGUCCUAUCUUUCUUUGAUGCUAGCUAGGGAAGGAAUAAGAAGUACCUUACGGAAAUGCGAAGAAGAGCGAUUAAGGAAAAGAAGGAGAAAGGAGGGAUAGAUCCCGAAGAUGAGUCUUAUGCAUCGGAUCUCUAUCUUUCUUGAUUUUGGAGUAUGCUUCGCUUUUCUACCUUUAAUGAUGAUCAAGAUUGCAACACGGAAUGUAAGAGGUUUGAAAAAACCCUCUAAACAUAGCUCGAUUAGUAAUUUUAUUAGGAGUAAUCAUAUUACUUUGUGUUUUUUUUAGAGACUAAAAUGUCUUCGGUUGAGACAAUAGAGAUUAAAACUGCUCUAUUUGACAUCGGCAAUGAUAAGGCACCAGGACCGGAUGUUUAUUCAUCCGC
Cuscuta epithymum is the source of this 2024-nucleotide messenger RNA. The record is from the annotation of a GenBank genome assembly. Lineage: Eukaryota; Viridiplantae; Streptophyta; Magnoliopsida; Solanales; Convolvulaceae.